UCAACACGAGGAGGACUUUUCCCAUCAUGCUUUGCAAAGCAUGGCGGCGUCCUGGUGUCGGCGUGUGUAUAAACAGCUGCAGAUUUAGCUAAGCGAAAAACCAGACAAAUCUUAGUUUUCAUGAAUUGUUCAAAACGCAUAUAGACAUUUGGUUCACUUCGAGCAACGAAACCAAGAUGAAGAUCAAAUCCAAGUCUUCGUACCACAGAUCUGAGAACACAUUUAGGUUUCUCACUUUUGCUGAAAGGCUUGCCAAUGUUAACAUCGAUGUCAUCCAUCGUAUUGACAGAACUGGAGCUUAUGCCGAGGAGGUAGAAACAUAUUUCUCUGAAGGACUGGCUAAAUGGAGGGACCUAAACUUGACCGAGCAUUUCACUACUUUUCUGAAAGAGGUGUCCAACAAGAGCCAGUCAUUCAACAUGCUGGUGUUCCAUCAGAAGUCUGUAGUGGAAAGUCUGAAAACACACCUGGCUGUCAAGGAGAGUCUGGCCUACCAACCGCUGCUGGACCUGGUAGUACAGCUGGCCAGAGACCUGCAGACCGACUUCUAUCCUCACUUCCCAGACUUCUUCCUUCUGAUCACCUCCCUGCUGGAGACGAAGGACACAGAGGUGCUGGAGUGGUCGUUUACCUGCCUGUCUUACCUCUACAAAUACCUGUGGAGGCUCAUGGUGAAGGACAUGACCAACAUCUACAGUUUGUACAGCACACUGUUGGCACACAAGAAGGAACACAUCCGCAAGUUUGCAGCAGAGAGCUUCUCUUUUCUGAUGAGAAAGGUUCCAGAUCUUGAUGCCCUCCUGACUCAUGUCUUCUCAGACUUGGAGGAACAUCCUGACAAGGUGGAGGGCGCAGGUCAGCUGCUGUUCGAGAUGUGCAAAGGAGUCCGAAACAUGUUCCAUUCCUGUGCUGCAACUGCUUUCCCUGUUGCUUUGCGUAAGCUCGGUCCUACAACCAGCCGUGGAGUCUCCCUGCCGUGGAACAGUGUCCGGGACGCUCUGGAUCACAUGGCUCAGGCUGCCUGCGGUCACGUUGACCGAGAACAUUUUCUGGUUUUGUGCGAGUCUCUUCAGGUCAGUGUUAUGGAGGUUUUAGCUGUCAUGGAGGCAAAGGGUGAAGAUGCAGAUUUGGCCACUGAGCAGCUGGAGAGGCUGCUGUUCAUCCUCCACACACUGGUGUCGCACAAAGACGGAGCCAAGAUCAGCAAACCUGAAGCCGUCUGCCAGACGGUGUUGAAGUUGAUUCAGAGCUCGUCUUUGUCGACUCCCUGCUGCCGACUUCUCCUGCAAAUCACCUCGUCUCUGCUGCUCGGGGAGAACAUCAGCCUGCCCAAAGCUCUCAUCCAGGAGACCGUGCAGAAGGUGUUUAGCAGCACAGUCGAACCAGAUCUGAAACUGGAGUUCACCAAGGAGAUGUUCACCAUGAAGCAGUUUGAACAGCUCUUCCUGCCCAGCCUGCUGCGCUUCACCGCCGGUUUAUUCGCCCGUGGAGACUCCCUGAGUCGCCACAGCAGUCUGGAAGUUCUGGUCAGUCUGAUCCUCGCCAAAGCUCCGCCUCCCACAGACGGCUCCAUGGCCUUUGAAACCUACCCGCUGCUCUUCACCGGACAGACCACAGGAGUGUUCAGCAGUAAGGAGGGGAACACAUCAGAACAACCUGCAGUUCCAGAGCUGGUUCUGUCACUGAUCAAACUUCCUGAGGAGCAGAACGUGUCCAUCACUGACCUGUCGCUGCCGUGGUCUGCUCUAGUGCUGCUGCCACACCUCAGACCUCUGCCUCCAGCCAGUGUUGUUCCUGCUGUGACCGCUUUCCUAAACCACCUCCUGUGUGAGAUCGAGACAGAGAAGCUGGGGAAAGCUGCUCUGUUUGUAGCCAGACAGGCUCUGAGCUGCCUCCUUUCUCUGGACAGCUCUGCUGAGCUGCUGUCUCUGGUCACUGUGGAAAAGAUCAACUCAAUCCUACAAAAGUUUCCCACAGAUCUGUCGGCUUUGCUGCUGGGAGAUUUAUAUUACACCCGGCUGUCGCUCAGCGGCGUUUCAGAGCAUCUUUCCCACAAUGCUUUGCUGGAGCUCUACCAGAUGCUGCACGCCAACCUCUCCUCCAACAUUUCCAAGAUCCGCCUGCUGACUUUGAGGAUCUUCUCUCAAUUUGAGGCUGAACUUCCUCCACCGACUGAGGGUGAGGAGAACAUCGAGGUGCAGCCAGUGUUUGCAGUUUGCCUGCAGGCCGAGCUGGUUCCAGCUUCGGUUCAGGACUACAGAGACAAAAUGCUUCACCUUCGUAAGCUGAGACACGAUUUAGUGCCGCGAAGUCUUCCACAAGGACCACCGGGAGCCUUCCAGCAGGUGCCCCUCCGUUACCUCAUAGCGAUGCUGUUUGUCAACUUCAGGCCGCUGUGGGACGCAGUCAUCGAACUUCUCGUGACUCAGGCCAGAGGGAUGGACAACAAGGACUUCUGGAGAGUUUACCAUGAACAGCUGGAGAUGGUGGCAGGGCUGGCUGAAAAGGAAUUGCAAGAGGACGAUGAGGACGAUGCUGAUGAUGAAGAGUCGAGUGAGCCGGGCUGUGAUGUCAUUGAAAGUGGAGACAUCGGGGUUCUGUUCCUAGAGCAGCUCAAGUCGACCUCUGACCCCAACGAGAGGACGGACUUCUCAAACUUCCGCAGCCUGUUGUGGCGAGCCAUGGCCCAGUUCCCCGACCGGGUGGAGCCUCGCAGCCGCGAACUGAGUCCACUGCUGCUCAGGUUCAUCAGGAAUGAGUUUUAUCCCGCCGACCUGUUGGUGGCGCCGACUCAGGACCUGAGGAAGAAGAGCGAUGCUGCUCCAGAGGAGUCGGGAAUGAAUGUGGAGGGUGAAGAGGAGGAAGAGGAGCAGGAGGCCGAGGAAGGAGGAAGGCAGCAGAGGAAGACGCUUCCGAGGAGAGCUGCUGCCAAACAGCUUAUUGCCCAUCUGAAGGUGUUUGCCAAAUUCACCAACCCUCGAGCUCUGUAUCUAGAGAGCAGCCUCAGUGAGCUCUAUAACCAGUUGCUCUGCCAUCAGGACCAGCAGAUUCAGCGAGUGUCGCUGGAUUGUGUUCUCACAUACAAAGACGCCAACAUUCUACCGUACAAGGAGAAUCUUGAGAGGCUCCUUGAGGACAAACACUUCAAAGAGGAAAUUGUCCAUUUCAACAUUUCUGAGGAAACGGGAGUAGUUGAUGCUUCCCACAGAGGCCGACUCAUCCCACUGCUCAUGAGGAUCCUGUUUGGACGUCUGCGCAGUAAAGCCGGCAGUAAGUUCCAGGGGAAGGCGAGCGCCUCCACCCGGUCCUCCAUCAUCCUCCGAUUCCUGGCAGGUUGUCAGGCUGAGGAGCUGGGAAUGUUCAUCGACCUGCUGCUGGAGCCCGUCUGCCACCACAGCCAAGGCUCGUGUCUGGCUGCAGUUCAGAGGUCGGUAUCAGCGACGGACCUCGGUGCUGUCCUGCCGUUGGGCCGCCAGCACAGUCUGCUCAACAUCAUCAAUGUAGUGAUCCAGAAACUGGGCCACCUCAUCCACACCUACCUGCCCAAAGUGCUGCAGAUCCUGCUGUGUGUCACCGCUUGUGUGUCGAAAAUCCUGGACAGCAGGGACCAGCUACGAGCCGGUUGCAUCAGUCCUCUGAAGAACCUGAGGAGACUCGGUAUCCUGAGGAUCCAGGACUUCUUCGAUGGCUUCGACUCCUACAGCUUCAGCCCAGAUGAGAUAGAUGGCGUGUUUGAGGGCGUCGUCUGGCCUCAGGUGUGUCGUCUCCCCACAGAGAGCCCCUACUCUCCCACCCCUCUGCUCAAACUCAUCCAUGUGUGGUGCAAAAACGCCAGAUACUUCCCCCUCUUAGCCAAGCAGAAGCCGGACCACCCAGAGUGUGACGUCCUUCUCAACGUCUUCGCCCUCCUCUCAGCCAAGAACGCUUCCCCAGCGACCAUCGCCAUGGUGAUGAACAUCGCCGAGUCUCUAGCAACAGCAGAAGACUUUGUCGCCUCGGAGACCGAGACGGAGCUCAGCGUCAACGGUGGCGUGUUUCCACAGCCUGCAGAGGGCGCUCUAGUCACCGCAGAUUCUUUGACUCAAGGCUCCAGGCUGCUGCUGCCUCACGUCUCCACGCUGCUGCAUUACCUCAGCGGAGUCGUACGAAACACCGACCGACUCAAGAAGAAGAAGUUCAGAGCUCAGGUGGCCAAAGAGCUCAACAUCCUCUCCAAGGUUAGUCGGUUUGUAAGCGACAAGGAGCAGAGUUCGGUGCUCAUCGGUCUGCUGCUUCCUUAUCUCCAGAAAGGCAACAACCCUCAGGAGACAGAGAUCGACAUCCUGGCCACCGUCCAGAACCUUCUGCGACAGUGUUUGCAGCCGUCCGCCUUCCUGCGACCGCUCAGCAAACUCUUCUCCAUCAUCCACAACAAGCUGCCCAGACAGGCCCUGACCUCCGUCUUCCAGACUCUGUCAGAUCUGCAUCCUUCGCUCACCUACAUCACCGAUGCAGCAACAAAGCUUAAUGCAUUUGACAGUCGACACUUGGACGAGAUCUACUUCGACGUGCGUCUGACGGCUUUCCAAGACGCUACCAGGCGAAUCAAAGGCAUGCAGACUCUGGACCUGGACUACAUCAACACCAUCAUGCACAACUGUUUCCACACAUAUGAGAUCGGUGACAUGUCGCUGGCAGACAACGCCACCUUGUGUCUGUCUGCUGUUAUAACCCAGCUAGCGGAGGUCGGUGCUGGAGAACAGAUCUACAGGGACGUAGUACAGCACACCAUCCUGGACGCUGUGCACAAAGGGCUCCGCAGCAAGACAGAGAGCGUGCAGCAUGAAUACACCACCAUACUCGCCUGUCUGGUGAAGACGUUUCCCUCCAAGAAAGAGUUCAGAGAUCUGGUGCAGCUCACCGACUACAACGACCCCGAGUCUGACUUCUUUGAGCACAUGAAGCACAUCCAGAUCCACCGUCGCGGUCGAGCCCUGAGGAAGUUGGCCAAACAGCUGACUGAGGGCACCGUGGUGUUGACGCCUCGUUCCCUCCAGAACUACAUCAUGCCGUACGCCACGACGGCCCUGCUGGACGAGAAGAUGCUGAAGCAUGAGAACAUGACUUCGGCGUCGGUGGAGGUGGUCGGCGCCGUGUGUCGCCGGCUGACCUGGUCUAAAUAUCUGUACUACCUCAAACACUUCAUCCACAUCCUGCAGACCUCACAGGCUGAUCAGAAACUGGCGGUCAGUUUGCUCGUGACUGUCCUUGAGGCUUUUCAUUUUGACCAUCAGACCCUCAGCAAAGAAAUAGAGGCUGCCAAAGCCAGAGAAGCUGGGAGUGUUACUAUCGACGCAGACGAUGAAGAUGAAGCUCCGGCCGACGAAUUGGACUCAAGCGACGACGAAGAAGCGAUGGAGGUUGACAGUAAGGCUGCUGCCACUGAUGUUCCCAUGGAAACCGCUGACGGGGAAAGGAAUGGCAGCUCAGGGGAAGUUGCCGCCACUAAAACCAAACAACAGGCGGCUCCUAAACCAGCGCCGGUGGCCAGCGGACUGCCGCAGAGCCGAGAGGAGCUGGAGUCUCUGAUCGGUGCGAUUCACCAGACUGUGAACAACAGUGUCCUGCCUCGCCUGCACAAGUGUCUCACUGCAAAGGUGAAACGCGACGAGGAGCACAAAGCAGUGAAAUCAAAGGAUGUGAAGGACGAGGAGGUGGUCCGGAUACCGAUCGCCUUCGCUAUGGUCAAACUGAUGCAGACUCUUCCUCCACAUGUGAUGGAAGCAAACCUGCCCGGGAUCCUGAUCAAGGUUUGUGUCCUGCUGAGGAACCGUUUCCAGGAGAUCCGCGAUGUGGCAAGAGGAACUCUGGUGAAGAUCAUCGAGACUUUAGGCUGCCGGUAUCUGCACUACCUGCUCAAGGAGAUGCAGGGAGUUCUGGUCAAAGGCUACCAGGUCCAUGUGUUAACGUUCACAGUCUACCAGCUGUUAUCUGCCCUCAGUCCAACCCUGAACACCGGAGACCUGGACCCCUGCAUGAACAUGCUCAUCGACAUCUUUAACAACGAGCUGUUCGGUGCCGUGGCUGAGGAGAAGGAGGUGAAGGGAAUCGUCUCCAAGCUGAUGGAGGCUCGACACAGCAAGAGUAUGGACUCAUACGAGCUGCUGGCUCAGUUCUGCAGCAAAGAGACCAUCACUAAACUGAUGCUGCCACUGAAGGAGAUCCUGGAGACGUCCUCCAGUCUGAAGGUUUGUAAUCGGGUCACUGCUGUUCUGCGUCGACUCAUCCUCGGCCUCCUCGUCAACACCGGAAUGACUCCACAAGACGUCCUGCUGCUGAGCCACGGUUUGGUCAGCCAGAGUCUGCCGCUGCUCACCAAGAGAGACCGAGAGAAAUCAUCGGCUAAGCCUCCUCCAGAUCCCAGGCUUCCUCCUCCCAGCUGCCUCCUGCUGCCUCCAACUCCAAAGAGAGGAGGCCAGAAAGCUCUGGUCAGCAGCCGAACCAACAUGCACAUCCUGGUGGACGCUGGACUCAAGCUGCUUCACUUGAGUCUGAAAAAAUCCAAAGUGACGUCGUCUGAUGCAUCUGCUCUGGAGAUGUUGGAUCCUUUUGUUGUGCUGCUGCUCGACUGUCUCGACUCCAUGCACGUCAAGGUGAUCACUGAGGCUCUGGUUGCCUUCACUUUCCUGUUGAGGUUUCCUCUUCCAGCAGUGGAGCAGAACGCCGGCCAGCUGACCCGGCAGCUCUUUGUCCUGCUGAAGGAUUAUUCAAAGGCUGGAGCUGCUCGAGGAGAAAACUACCAGCUGGUCCAGAGCUGCUUCAAGACCAUCACUAUUCUGGUGAAGAACAUCAAAACCAACGACAUCUCAGAGACGCAGCUGCAGGUGCUGCUGGGAUACGCCGAGGAGGACAUCUACGAUCAGUCGCGUCAGGCCACCGCCUUCGGUCUGCUGAAGGCCAUUCUGUCCAGGAAGCUCGUUGUUCCAGAGAUGGAGGACGUGAUGAAGAAAGUGGCCAAGUUGUCCGUCGCCGGCGGCAACGCUAUGAUCAGAAUCCACUGUCGACAGAUUUAUCUGAAGUACCUGCUGGAUUAUCCUCUGGGGAGGAAGCUGAGAUCACAUCUGGACUUUGUUGUGGCUCAGCUGCAGUACGAACACGACACCGGCAGGGAGUCUGUGCUGGAGAUGCUGGCGUUCAUCUUCCAGACGUUUCCUCAGAACCUGCUGCUGCAGCACAGCGGUCUGUUCUUCGCUCCGCUGGCUCUCGUUGUCGUCAACGAUGACUCUGCUCGCUGUAAGAAAAUGGCUGCCAUGGCCAUUAAAGCUCUGCUAGCCCAGCUGGACUCGAGCCACCAGAACGUCCUGUUCUCUGUCGUCAGCACCUGGCUGAAGGCGGAAAAGGCCUCUAUGCGGCGUCUCGGGGCUCAGAUCUGUGGUCUGUUCGUGGAGGUGGAGGAGGAGAAGUUUGCCCGUCGACUGGAUGAGCUGCUGCCUCUGCUGGAGAAAGAGAUCAACCCCGACAACUAUGUAGACAUUGAGGAGGAGCAGGAGGAGAGAGGAGCUGACCGGCUGUUGUUCACUUAUCUGACUCUCAUCACCAAACUGAGUCAACACUGUGGCCUGUUAGAGCUCAGCAACCCUCAGGACACACUUCAUCAGAUGUGGACUCACAUCGAAGCCCACCUGCGCUACCCUCACUGCUGGGUUUGGCUCACCGCCUCGCAGCUCUUCGGUCAGCUGUUUGCAGCUCAGCCGGCCGAGCAGCUGGUUUCCGUUUGGCGAGGAGAAGGACACGCUUCAUCUUCAGCCACUAAAUUCAUCACCAGCAGCCUGGACAAGAAGAUGAGAGAGCUGGCGUUGUCCUUCUGCUAUCAGCUGCAGUCAAAGUUCCUCGACACAGCGUCAGGAGAGCAGGUGAUCAAGAACCUGCUGUUCGUGGGUAAAGCCAUCUACCUCAUUUCCCCCGAGUCGGACGUCGAUUCGCCUCCGGAGGAAGUGAAAGAGGAGGAAGAAGAAGAGGAAAAGAAGGAUGAAAAUGGAGAAGAAGGAGAAGAGAUGGAGGAGAAAGAAAAGGAAGAAGAGGACGAAGACGACAAGGACGAUCGACCUCCUUCGCUUCUGUGGCUGAUUAGGAAGUUGUCUUUAAUGGCGAAGAGAGAAGCAGCGUUUUCUCCCAAAGUUCCCCUCAAGAGAACAUGUGUGUUUAAGUUCCUGGGAGCGAUAGCCAUGGAUCUGGGAAAAGACCGGCUCGGCCCAUAUCUGACCACCAUCAUCACUCCACUGUACAGAGAGCUGGACAGCACGUAUGCAGAACAAGAUCCAACAUUGAAGAACUUGGCACAGGAGCUGAUCGAGCUGCUGAAGAGACAAGUGGGCUUGGAGAGGUUUUCUCUGGCUUUCUCUGCUGUCCAAAAAGAGUUUUCACAGAGACGAGCGGCUCGCAAACGACACCGAGCCAUGCAGGCGGUGGCUAAUCCAGACAUCGCUGCCAAGAAGAAGCUCAAGAAACACAGGAACAAAAUCGAAGCCAAAAAGAGGAAGAUCGAGUUCCUGCGGCCGGGAUAUAAAGCUAAAAAGCACCGGAGUCACGCGCUCAAAGACCUGGCGAUGGUGCAGUGAUCUGUAGGAGCUGCUACAAGGACACAAGGUGGGAAUGAAAGCUGAUCAGCUGACUCAGGACUUACAGGAGGCUUCAGCUGGACGCUGCAGAUGUACAAGUUUGACCUCUUAAUGUUACAUUAUGACUUUAACAUCCUAAUUACCAUGCCAGUUGGUUUAAAAAAAAAAAGAAACAGAUGCUUCACCUUGGUGCUGAGCCAAGUGUGUGAAGGAUGUUGUGCAGAAGCCCACCUAUUCAACACGGAGAACUGAGACAUCCUGUAACAGCUGCCACACAGCAGGACGUCUGUAUCCCCAAUGACAGUCAUUCCUGUGAAUUGCAGAUCAAAGCUGAAGUCUAUUUUUUAUUUUCCUGACUGUGGAGCUGAUUGAGCUCCGAUUUAUAUCAUGUGCAGUUGAAUGUACGAGUUUUGUAAUUAAAAAAAAGAUCCGACACAGUCA
Messenger RNA from Acanthochromis polyacanthus (spiny chromis), 9038 nucleotides. RefSeq names its product UTP20 small subunit processome component (gene utp20). Bases 177 to 8597 code for a protein of 2806 amino acids. The transcript is spliced from 61 exons. NCBI's taxonomy places the organism in Eukaryota, Metazoa, Chordata, Actinopteri, Pomacentridae. The record is from RefSeq and is a predicted model, not a curated record. Gene Ontology annotation, cellular component: nucleolus; 90S preribosome; small-subunit processome.